Messenger RNA from Camellia sinensis, 1892 nucleotides. The record is from RefSeq and is a predicted model, not a curated record. Lineage: Eukaryota; Viridiplantae; Streptophyta; Magnoliopsida; Ericales; Theaceae.
CCACAAAACAAGAGGAAGGUACUUGCCCAAAAAAAAACAAGAGGAAGGUAACAAGGACAGAGGAGAGGAGAAGAGGUGGUUGCUCUCGUUAAUCAUCAUCGUCAUCGUCAUCUCAUUGGCUUGGAAACCAUGAGUGGGUUUACCUUACCAUCUUCUCCCUCUAUUUCUGUAAUCUUCUUCCCUUUCUCAUCUUCCUCUUCCUCAUCUUCCUCUUCCUCUUCCUCUUCAAUCUCCUCGGUGUCAUCUUCUUUUUCUUAUUCUAAUCGUUGGAAUUGCCCUUCUCUAUCACCAUCUUCUUCUUCUUCUUCUUCUUCUUCUUCCCAUCACUGCACUCGUAUGGUUUGUAGCUCACUUUUCGGCCCACCCAAUGGACUCAAUUUCCUCUUGCACCAUGCCCUCGAUGCUUCUGGAAUCGAUACCACCCAUGCCAGAGCUGCAAGGGAGGGUUUCUGCUCGCAGAUUAAAAAACUAUCGAAUAUUGAGAGGGAAACAAGCAUUACCAUAAAUAGAGGGGUUGAUUUGGGGAAAACAGCACUCCACAUAGCAGCAGAGGAUGACUCCCUCAUUUCGCACUCUUCUGUUCCUCUCCCGGUGGAUGCAUUUAUGGAGAGGUUGGAUGAUCAUUCUAUGCACUUCUGCUCUCACUAUAGCUCUUCAUUCAGAUCCUCACCCGAAAAAAUUCUUGAGUGUUUGGAGAAAUACUUGUAUGUUGACAGGGGUUUCAGGAGAACCAAUGCAAGGAAUCAAUCAGAGCAACGAGCUCUUUAUCUCCCUUCAGUGUUGACACAUCGCUUAGGCUCUGCUACUAUGCUUUCCCUUAUAUAUUCAGAAAUCUUGAAAAUGCUUCGUUUAUGGGGUCUCUUGAAUUUUGACGUUGAGAUUUUUUUUCCUCGUGAUCCUCAUAGUUUACCUAGAGGUUAUCAUAAACAGAAAAGCAAGGAGUCUGACCACCAACAUAUCAUGACAUCACAAUCUCUAUUGGUUGAGACCUUGAGAGAUUUGAAGAAAGCUUUCUGGCCAUUUCAAAUUGAUAAUACCGGAAGCUUGUUCUUAAGGGCUGCUCAUGCUGCCAACUGCUCUUCUGGAUCAGAUAAUGUUGAAGAAAGUGCUUUUAAUCUGGCAUCUGCCAAGGCUGCUCAGCAUAGGUUAGAACGUGGUGUUUGGACCAACGUACGCUUUGGGGAUAUGAGGCGUGCGCUAUCUGCAUGUGAACGCCUUAUCCUCCUGGAAACAGAUCCAAAGGAAUUAAGAGAUUAUAGUGUUCUCCUUUAUCACUGUGGAUUUUAUGAGGAGUCGCUGCAAUUCUUCAGAUAUUAUCAGGAUGCAAAGAAGCAAUCAUCUGAUUCGAUUAGUGACCUGGAGGAAGAUGCCGUUGAGAAAUUGAUGAUCCGCCUCAAUCUUAUUUUGAUGGAGGAAGGUUGGAGUAGGCCUUCAUAUGAGCUGAGAAUCCCGUCCCCAUCCACGGCAGCCAUUAAUUUAAGAGAAUAGCAGCAUGCAAGCGGCUGUUGUAACCUAUACGCUGCAACAACAAAGUUACCUGGUGGUUCCGCACCGGAGAUUAGUUCAUCAGUCAGAUGGAAAUACAUCAAACAUGGAUGAAGGGAGAGUAUCAAUCGCAUGAUUACAGAGUCAAAGACUACUUGUAUUAUUAACUGUUCGGCUUUCAAGUUUUGAUUGCAUGACUAGUGGCAUGAACUGUCAUAGCCACACUUGUAAGUCAAUAUAUGUAUGUUGUAUAUGCAGUGUGACAACCUUUGUCUAAUGAAAUAUGCAGGAUCGAAAAACUUUGUGCAGUAACAAAGUGUGGAUGAAAUUUUACAAUGCUGUAUGGGGUUAAUUUGGUUCUUUUUUAAGUUGAUGAAUUGUAUCGUUGGAUGUCUAUUUUCUUCUCA